CAAGACGAAGGGAAGAAACAGAAGUGGCGAAUACGAGAGGUCUUUUUUAUAACUAGAGUCACAGCCGACAUAAAUAAACCACCGUGAAGGCAAAUCAACUCCAGGUGACUGACCAUGGCUGUGAACGUGUACUCGACCUCAGUGACCAGCGAUAAUUUAAGUCGCCACGACAUGUUGGAGUGGAUCAAUGAGUCUCUACAGAUGAACCUCACCAAGAUAGAAAUGUUGUGCUCAGGUGGUGCAUACUGCCAGUUCAUGGACAUGCUGUUUCCCAACUCAGUGCCUCUGAAGAGAGUUAAAUUUGGUGCCAAGCUGGAGCAUGAAUACAUCCAUAAUUACAAGCUCCUGCAGCUGUCCUUCAAAAAGAUGGCAGUUGACAAAAUCAUUCCAGUAGACAAACUGGUGAAGGGGAAGUUCCAGGACAACUUUGAGUUCGUCCAGUGGUUCAAGAAGUUCUUUGACGCCAACUACGAUGGAAAGGAGUACGACCCGGUGGAGGCGAGGCAGGGCCAGGACGCCAUGCCCCAAGGACCCUCCCCGUCAGCGCUCAACAAACCACCCAAGAAGGCCCUCAGUCAAGCUCCUCAGAGGCCGCCUGUCGCCAAGGUAGCGCCCAAGUUGUCUAACGUCAGCGCGAGGAAGCCGGGGAUGGGAGGAGGCGAUGAGGAGAGGGCGGAGCUUAUGAACGAGAUGGACAUGCUGAAGUCGACCAUUCAGGACAUGGAGAAGGAGAGAGAUUUUUAUUUCGGUAAGCUGAGGAACAUCGAGCUGAUCUGCCAGGAGAAGGAAGGAGAGGGCGACCCGACACUGCAGAGGAUCAUCGACAUCCUCUACGCCACAGACGAGACAAACUAAAAGUCGCUGAGCUCAGGCCGGGAUUCUUGUCUGAUGAGCUAACAAGGAUGGUUUCGUGAUACCGGACGCUGAGGAGCAGGAGGAGUUUUAAUAUUCGAGACAGCGAGAAGCUUUCACUCAGACGCCGUGGUCUUCAACCCCGCCUCGAGAUCUCUCAUCAAGCCAAGACGGCCACUUUGGUUUUAUACCCAGCACCAAACGUGAUCUCGACUGUGGGUCUCCCCCCCCCCCCCCCCCCAACCUGCUGGACUUCCUCCUCCAUCCCUCAGCCCCUCCUCUCCUGAAACACCUUUUUAACGAUAAUCGACGACGCCUCGGUCACUGCCUCUUCUUCAAACUCUCCUGUCACUCUGUAAGAACCUCCCCCCUCCCUUGCCUGUAACCCCGCCCCUCCCUAAACCAGACCGUGCAGUACCAAUCUGGUUUUUGUAAUGGACUUCAGUGUGAAAACACGGUGAUGUUCUCUGACUGUGUGUAACGUGUGUGUGUGUGUGUGGUUAUGUGUGUGUUUAAUAAUCAGUUUGAAAACAAAUCAAACAUGAAGAACCUCCUCUGAAGACCCGCCUGUCACGCAUCAUCACUUCGUCCCAGACCAACCCUGAUUGGUUGUUUCUGUGCCUCGCCUGCUGACGCUGACUCUGACUCUUUAAGAGGAAGACGCAGGCACACGAGCGAGUCCAAGGAAGUCCAAACAUUCCCAAAUAAAACAAAGUGUCGCUUCAUUUUGAUCCAAAUUCUGAGGUGCAUUGAAGUUUUUCUGUUAGCUGCUCUCACUUUUAGUAACGCUAACUACCGAUUGUGUUUUUUUUGAGAGGAUGACAUGUGUCUGCCUCGAUGCAGCGAGCUUCCAGAAUCCCUCCAGUAACGCUGUGAGUCAGAUCGCUGAAAGUGUUUCUGGGCUCUGAGUUUACCCUGCAUCUUCAUCCUAAAAAAGAUGUUUUAAUGUCACUCCAUGUGGGUAGCAACAACUGUUACAACCGUGCAAACGUGUAAUUAAGCUCUCGUCCACGUCUCUGCUCAGUGACGUCCAAAUAUUCAAUACAUUUCAACACCGCCAGUUUUAAAAAGAAUAAAAUAAAAGUUAUUUUAUUGACCAAUAGUAUUUUAAAAAGUACAGAAGUUCAUCUAUUCCAUUUGACGGCUGCAUUAGAGAGACUUUGUCCAACUUUCACAAAAGCACGGGCAGCAUUGUAGGAACUUGAAAGUUGCCGAUGUGUUUGUGCAGUUCAGACUGUGCACGAGUUUGACUGCAUGAUUGAAAUGAACCAAUAUCAGGUGCCUUGGACUUGUAGUUUUGAUGCAGUGGUAUCAUAGUUUAACAUUCUGAUAUCUCGACGCGCCUUCUGCUCCGUUUAAUAAGAAGUCAGUGAACUUUGAACUUUGUAAGUCAUGCACUAAAAUGUCCUUGGAACUCCUCGAUUUUUACGAAAAACGCAGGCUUCCUUCUGGGACGACGUGACAGCCGGGUCUUCUCUCUGCCUUUUUCCCCACCAAGAACACCUUGUUGAUUUUGUCCUGUUCAGCUUCAGAAGAGCUUUUGUAAAUGUUAUGCUACUGUUUUAUCACGUCCCCCCCUCCCCACACUCCAUUCUGAUUUCUUUAUUUGUCCUGUUUUUCCCUUUUCUUUGUUUUCGCCGCCUGUCAGUCUUUGCACGCUUGUUUCCCCUCGUGUCACUCAACGAUUACAACCAGAUUUUAAUUUGUGUGCUGAAGCCACACCAGUAGAGAAAAAGGGCUCUCCCUCCCCUCUCCACCUCACUGUGUUCUCAUUGCAGGCUUUCUUAAAUGUGCACUUCUUAAAAAUUCCAGCAAAGUGGCUUAAAACCUUGAAGUUGAUGUCAGGUGUUUGGCAAAAAAAAACGUGCAAAAACAGUUACAAGCUGCCAAAUCACAGGUGAUAUUUUUGUACGUUCAGUCUUCUGGAACCGUCUGUUUUUAAAGCACAUGCACUGUUUUCAUACCAGAGGCCCUUAAUCUGCCCCCCCAGCCCCAAAUAAAACUGGUUCCUCAUGGGGCGCCGGGCGAUCCAAACACUGUGAGCUCUGACUGUCCUCUACAUGUAGCCGGACCGAUCGAGUCUGCUCUGAUUACUGAUUUUAGUUUGAAACAAAGUGGGAGCAACGAGUCAGACUUCCACUGAAUCUAAAUAUUCCUUUCUGGGAAUGUAAGACAGGUGUCCCCCUCCCCUCCCCCCCUUCUCCCUCUUUCCAUCCCCGAUCUUAAAACUCAUAUUGUACGUCGUGGAUCUAACCUGAGACCGCUGUCACGUGUCAUUCUUUGACAUGUUUGUAAGUCAUUGAAACACACCGUAGACGAUGACGACAUGUUCUUGUUGUAGUACAUAACUUUAUCGAUGGCCUUAUUCAUAACAGAUACUUUUUUUUUCAUAGCUUUGUUUUUUGUUCUACUUUAAUGUAAGUCUCUGCUGUUAUUGGACAAAUGUUUGUACUGUUAGUCACAUUUUUUUUAUGUGUUCUGAAAAUAAACAACGUUGGAGGUAAUGUGGACGGAAGCUGGGAUGUGUCAGGGUGAAGCAGAUCAACGCGUCCUCCAUCAGACGGUCAUGGGGGGGGGGGGGAUAAUUUAAAGGUGGAGUCAGCAAAAAUGUUUGUGACGGCUUGUAAAGAAAAUGUUCAAACUGAGCCCCUCCCCCUCCUCCUGGGCUCAUCGCCGCCAGAAGCUCUCACUCACUGCAGGAUGUAGUGUGAACGUUUACUGCGAGCUACCUGAUAACUUAACAUUUGUUGUAAAGAAAAAUGAUAAUUUAGAACAAGCUAACUGCUGGUGUUUGUCACCCGCCUGUCCAACAGGAAGCAGAACAACUCCACGUCUCUUCAUUAAAACUUAAAUAAUCUGAAUUUUUAGAAAGAAUUUUCACUUAUUUCAGAAUGAACCCUCUCGUUUAAACUCUCCAAAGUAGUGUAGUCAAGACCAAGACAAACCCAAGACCAGAGUACUCCAAGACAGAGACAAGACCAAAACAUUUAGGGGUCGGGGCCGAGUAAAGACCAAGACCAAGACCAUAAAUAUCUCUGAAAAAUCAUCCCUCACUUAGAACGUAACACCGAGAAGGUUGCAGCUGUUACCAGGGGAAUAAAAAUCAAACUAAACAUGAAUUAAAGUUAUUUGUUCUUUUAAAAAGAGGUGUUUUCAUUCUACUCAGAGUAAUGACUUGGAACAAUAUCCUAUCAGUUGCGGUCUUGAUUUAAAACCUGGAGUCCUCCCAGUCUGAGUCAAAAUGCCUUUGAGAUGAGGCAGAGACCUUCAUAAGUCGAUCUUGAGAAAGACAGAUUACGAGAACUACAAUCUGACUCCAAAGAGUGAUUUUAAUCUCUCUUUUUUUUCUUUUCUUUCUAAACCGUCUGCUCUUCAUAAUGGAGAUGUGCAAAGUGCCGUAACUUCAUCUUUCUUUCUCCUCAAACGCACUGAAUUUAAGAUCUGACAAGCUUCCAGAUUUAAUUUCAGUCGUCCUGUCUAUUUGGUGAAUGUUUCACGAUUAAAACACUCGGAGACGAGAAAAUGUAGCAUGAAAUGAUCACACAGAGGAGUCAGCUGAAUAUUUAGUCGUGUGUUUGAACUCCUGAAGGUAAAGAAACAAUAAAAAAGAAUCUGGCUUCA
Molecule: messenger RNA, 4473 nt
Organism: Labrus bergylta (ballan wrasse)
Lineage: Eukaryota; Metazoa; Chordata; Actinopteri; Labriformes; Labridae
Source: RefSeq, a predicted model, not a curated record